Ogataea philodendri is the source of this 717-nucleotide messenger RNA. RefSeq lists its product as uncharacterized. Lineage: Eukaryota; Fungi; Ascomycota; Pichiomycetes; Pichiales; Pichiaceae. The coding region runs from base 1 to 717 and encodes 238 amino acids. The transcript is spliced from 2 exons. The record is from RefSeq and is a predicted model, not a curated record.
AUGGAACAGGUAGAGGAAAAUGACGACAGGAACGGUCAGAGCUCUUCUGAAUCUGAUGUGACAGAAGCAGAUGGAGCCCCAAGUGAAGAUCGAGGACAAACCAGACAGAGCCAUCAACCAUGUGAACACUUCGUCCUGUUUGGAGGAAGCAGCCAGGAAACACAGCAGUCCAACAAGCAGAGUGAUACCAACACCAACAAGCGGUCUUCCUGCUCUGUCGAUGUAGCCAAACCAUUUGGGACCGAAUCCCUGUUGCGCCAGGGAAGCGAUGGUUCUGCUACUUGCGAAGACAGCAGAGUUUCCGACAGAAAGCACAGCUACCAAAAUGACAACGUUCAUGAUGGUAGGCAGCACUUUAAUUCCGUUGUCUCUAAUGGCGAUGACGAACGGAGACGAGGCGAUGUCGACGGAGGAGCUUCCCAAAAGACGGUCGUCGUUGUAGCCAACGAGGAAUCCCACCAUUGUAAGCGAAACAAGGUAGAACAGGGUGAUUCUCCAGAAGACCUGUUUGGUGGCUCUUGGCAGAGUCUUUCUCGGGUUUUCGGUCUCUGCUGCAGUCAAACCGCAGAGCUCUGUACCACUGAAACUGAAUGCAGCGGUGACAAACACGGUACAAAGACCUUUGAAUCCCGAAUGGAACGGACCUGGAUCAUGCCAGUAGCGGGCUCCAAUGACCUCAUGGGAUGGGCCACCCCCACUCACAAGAAUCACAGAUAA